GCUGUAGUCGCCUAGCUAUGACGUAUUUAUGAAAGUCCUCUAGUUUUAAUAUCUUUUAAUGAAGCGUUGCCGCCUGUGUUGCGAAACUUUGAAGUUAUCUUCACUUAUAUUCCGUAGCCUGUGGGAGUAAAUAGUGGCGUGUCGCAUAAUUAUGGCGUCACACAUGAAAGUCCUCUAUACGGUGCAUGCUGGAGCAGUAGUAGGGAGGGCAGUCAGUCAGUGCCAUGUAUCAGUGCAGAACACUAAACCGUUCCCUGUUCCUUUUCACCAGGGCACAGACUUUACAGGGGACUCACAGAUGGGCACACAGACUAUUCAGCGGCAGUGCUUGUGCACUCAAAGAUAAUGAUUUCUUCAAAGAUUUGGAUAGAUCGUUGGUAAACUUCCAUAAUAAACUCAAGGAAGCGCUGCCCACUAGUAAUUGGAGUCCGUUACCACCGACGGGACAUCUUCCUCCUGAGAGGGCUGAUGUUGUAAUAGUGGGAGGAGGAGUCUUGGGCUGGUCUGUUGCUUACUGGCUAAAGCAGAAGUCUAGGAGGGACGCACUGAGAGUGGUUGUGGUAGAGAGAGAUCCAACGUACUGUCGCGCCUCAACAGUUCUAUCAGCGGGAGGGAUCCGUCAGCAAUUCUCCUUGCCAGAAAAUAUCCUGAUGUCACUAUAUUCAGCUCAGUUCUUGCGCACUAUAAAUGAACACUUGGGUGUUGCUAAUGAAGAUCCUAUAGACAUUCAGUAUAACCCUUCAGGGUAUCUGUUCUUGGCAAGCCAGGAUGGUGCAACCACACUAGAGCAAAAUUACAAAAUUCAGAGAGAAAUAGGUGCCCAAGUAUCUCUUAUGUCACCAGAACAACUGAAGAAGAAGUUCCCAUGGGUUAAUACAGACGGCGUGGCGCUGGCAUCUUAUGGUCUAGAAAAUGAAGGUUGGCUGGACCCCUGGUCUCUACUUAAUGCUUUCCGACGCAAAGCUCUUUCUAUGGGGGUGUAUGUUUGCCACGGAGAGGUGACAGGAUUCACUGAAAAGACGCGAGACAUGGUGACAGAUGAUGGGGACCCGGUGACCUUCAGGAGAAUCAGGCAGGUUAUUGUACAAGUGCCAAAAAGUCUGGAGACGCAGUACGUGGAGUGUGCGCUGGUGAUUAAUGCUGCUGGUGCUUGGUCUGGUAAAGUAGCUGAGAUGGCCAAAAUCGGCAUAGGGCAUCCAGAUUCUCUUGAAGGAGUGAAACUUCCCAUAGAGCCCAGGAAGAGGUACAUCUAUGUGUUUCACUGUCCUGAUGGUCCUGGCCUGGACUGCCCACUGCUGAUUGACAGCUCAGGGGCCUACUUUAGAAGAGACGGUCUGGGAGGCAACUACAUUGGUGGACUGUCCCCUUCUGAGGAUGAAGAACCCGAUGUUGAAAACCUGGAAGUGGAUUAUGACUUCUUUCAUCAGAAAGUUUGGCCCCUUUUAGCUCAUCGUGUGCCAACUUUUGAGUGCCUUAAAGUAAAGACAGGUUGGGCUGGCUAUUAUGACUACAACACAUUUGACCAGAAUGGCGUGUUGGGAAUGCACCCACUUGUCAACAAUAUGUUCUUUGCAUGCGGGUUCAGCGGACAUGGUUUACAACAUUCACCGGCUGUGGGGCGUGCAAUAGCCGAGCUUAUUGUUGAUACCCGUUUCACAACUUUGGACCUCAGCUCAUUAUCCUUCCAGCGAUUCUGCACUGGGGAACCACUUCUCGAGAAAAACAUUGUGUGAGGUGCAAACUUAACGACUGACAGAGAUGCUAAAGCAUUCUAUGUGUCUGGGUCAGGACUACAGAUUUUCCCGUCAAAGACUUGCUGUUAUGGGAAUCAUCUUAAAAAUGUGUAUCUGCUAUCCUAGCACCAAUAUGCAAUGUCAGAAGAGCAUCACAGGCGUUACUAAAGUCAUCACAGUGGUCUGUGCAGAUUCAAACACUUUUACAUUAAGUAACACAAAUAUUAAUGAAUAUUUUCUCUGUACUAAGACCUCCUCUGUCAAAAAAAAACCUAAAAAAAUAUGAUCUAUAUUACAAAGAAAAUUUAAUUGAGAGCAUAGCCCAGCAAUGAGCUAAAAACACGGUUUUAUUCUAAUCCAACAGAAUUCCCAUAUGGCAGCUCAUGAUUUUUUUAAUGAAUUAAAGCCCAGGAUCAAAACGUAGUCUUAAAAACAGAGGCACUUUAAUUCUAAAUAGUUUACAAACACGUUCAUUUUUUAACAUACCUUUGUGUUAUGAUAAACAUAACGCUGAUCCUUCGCCGGCAGCUGCUGCUUUCUUUAGCAGAUCGAAAACAAAUUCGGCUUCCUCCAGUCAUUGUGUGCCCCCUUUGGCAUCCAGCUCGUGAGGCACGCAAUGAUUGGAGGAAGCCGGAUCCUCAUUUAUAUGCUAAUGAAGCAGCAGAUGCAGGUGGAGGAUCAGCAUUAUGUUAACUGUAAUGCAAUGGUACGUAUUUUAAAAAAUAAGCGUCUAUGUAAAUUUUAAUAAAUUAAAAUGCCCCUGUUUUUAAGAUUUUUUUUUUUUUUAUCCUUUCAUCAUUCUCAUUUUCCAGUGCAUUAAAAAAAGUUGAUAUUUGAAUGAGUGCGAACACAAAAAACAAAUAGAGCUAUCGCAAGCAUUUGCAUGGAUUUUUACAGACCUUUAGGGAAGGAAAAUAUAGGCAGACAGAUUAAAACAAGAUGGCUUAUUGAUUUAGUAUAAUUGAAUGUUUUUUUUAAAAAAAAAUCCCCUAGCAAAUAUCAUGAACAACUUUUAUAUCAUGUUGAGUCAUUUUAAAUUUAACUUUUUUUUUUUUUUUGCAUUCAUAAAUAAACAUUUUCAUGAUUAUUA
This is a messenger RNA of Bombina bombina (fire-bellied toad), 2823 nucleotides long. RefSeq names its product FAD dependent oxidoreductase domain containing 1 (gene FOXRED1). Bases 225 to 1733 code for a protein of 502 amino acids. Gene Ontology annotation, molecular function: oxidoreductase activity. The transcript has 12 exons. The record is from RefSeq and is a predicted model, not a curated record. Lineage: Eukaryota; Metazoa; Chordata; Amphibia; Anura; Bombinatoridae. Gene Ontology annotation, cellular component: cytoplasm.